This is a messenger RNA of Suillus subalutaceus, 872 nucleotides long. RefSeq names its product NADP-dependent oxidoreductase domain-containing protein. The transcript has 3 exons. The record is from RefSeq and is a predicted model, not a curated record. The annotation marks the transcript as partial. NCBI's taxonomy places the organism in Eukaryota, Fungi, Basidiomycota, Agaricomycetes, Boletales, Suillaceae.
UACAACAUUCCUCGCCCCCAGAUCAUAAUCGCCACCAAGUGCAAUGGCCUCGUCGCCAACGAUCCUUCCAUCCAAGGAUUCCUCAUGCCUCAUUUCAAAAAGCUGCCCGAGUACGUUAACCAAUCUGGCCUGUCUCGUGCUGCAAUCUUCAAUGCUGUCGACGCGUCCCUUGCUCGUCUCGAGACCCCAUACAUCGAUCUCUUGCAGAUCCACCGCUUCGACCCUUCAGUCACCCCUGAGGAGACCAUGAAAGCACUUCACGACCUCGUGCAGAGCGGUAAAGUCCGUUAUAUCGGUGCUAGCUCCAUGCGCUGCUGGCAGUUUGCUAUGUUGAAUGAUGUGGCCGUUCGCAAUGGUUGGACAACGUUCGUCAGCAUGCAGGAUGAGUACUCGCUACUCUACCGCGAGGAGGAACGAGAAAUGCUCGCUUAUUGCAAACACAACGGUAUCGGUGUCAUACCCUGGGCUCCUCUAGCUUCUGGUGUGCUCGCCCGUCCCGUUGGCACAGAGACGACGCGUCUCAAUUCUACCAAGGGAACUAUUUGGGAGAAAAAGUUGAGCAGUGCAGACGCGACUAUCGUCAACCGCGUCGAAGAGCUUGCCAAGAAGAAGAAUUGCAAGAUGAGCCAGAUUGCGCUGGCCUGGGUUGCAUCAAAGGUGUCGAGUCCCAUCGUAGGUAUCAGCUCUGUACAGAGGUUGCAGGAGAGUAUCAUUGAGGAAAUUGAGCUCACCCCGGAGGAAAUAAAAUACCUGGAGGAGCCGCCCAAGGCCAUCCGUGGCCACCUUUAGGUGAUCGUGGCCAACCUAGAUGUCAGCCAAACUUUGUAGCACUGUAUUACCACCAUCACCGCAAUGCAUUGAGUGGAGAAUGA